GUCUGAGUUCAGUCUCAUAUGGUUUUAUGUGUCCGGUUCGGUCACCGGAGGCUGCAGGCGGUCCGUGAGCUCGGGAUAAUUAACGCGCUCGCGUGUGCACGCGGCUCCGGAGCGCGUCACAGUCUGCGCGUAAUUGUGCGUCCCGUUGAGUUUGAGUGAUGUGAUUCGGGUUCAUUCGGCUCCUCUCGUCCGGUGUGACAGUCAUGGGCUCUAGGUUCUGGACUCUGGCUCUGUUCGGCACGGCUCUCUUCAUUCACGUGUCUCUACAGGGAGAACAUCAGAGAAGACUUUACAAAGAUCUGAUGAGAAACUACAAUCCUCUGGAGCGUCCGGUUUAUAAUGACUCUCACUCGCUCACCGUUCGCUUCAGCUUCAGUCUGAUGCAGAUCAUGGAUGUGGAUGAGAAGAACCAGGUUCUGACCACAAACAUCUGGCUUCAGCUGUAUUGGAAGGAUUAUUAUCUGCAGUGGAACACGAGCGAUUACCCUGGAGUUACCACGGUAAGAUUCCCGGACUCUCUUAUCUGGAGGCCAGACAUCCUUCUGUACAACAGCGCCGAUGAGAGGUUUGAUGCCACCUUCCACACCAACGUGCUGGUCAACUCAUCCGGGUACUGCCAGUACCUGCCGCCGGGAAUCUUCAAGAGCACAUGUUACAUCGACGUGCGCUGGUUCCCGUUUGACGUUCAGCGGUGUGAUCUGAAGUUUGGCUCGUGGACGUACGGUGGAUGGUCUCUGGACCUGCAGAUGAUGGAGGCAGAUAUCACUGGAUAUAUCGCUAAUGGAGAAUGGGAUCUGGUUGAGGUUCCAGGCAGAAGGAACGAGAGGUUCUAUGACUGCUGUAAUGAGCCGUACCCUGAUGUCACCUUCACUCUGGUCAUGAGGAGGAGAACGCUGUAUUACGGGCUCAAUCUUCUCGUUCCAUGCGUUCUCAUCUCAACUCUCGCCCUGCUCGUGUUCCUGCUGCCUGCUGACUCUGGAGAGAAGAUCUCACUGGGAAUCACUGUGUUGCUGUCUCUCACCGUUUUCAUGCUGCUGGUGGCAGAGAUCAUGCCCGCCACAUCCGAUUCCGUACCGCUGAUUGCACAAUAUUUCGCAACCACUAUGGUGAUCGUGGGUCUGUCCGUUAUCGCCACAGUUCUGGUGUUACAGUACCAUUAUCAUGACCCGGAUGGAGGAAAGAUGCCAAAAUGGACCCGAGUUCUCCUUCUAAACUGGUGCGCGUGGUUUCUCCGCAUGAGGCGUCCCGGUGAGGAACGGAUCCGUCUCGCCUGUCACAACAGGCCUCGGCAUGGGAGUGUGUCCAGCGUGGAGCUUUCCGUCAGCCAGGGGGCGCUGCAGCCCACCAGCGGUAACAUGUUCUACAUCGGCUUCAGAGGUAUGGAGGGCGUCCACUACGCCUCCUCACACAACUCGGGCGUGCUCUGCAGCCAUCUCAUGGGUUCCAGUGAGGAUGUGUUGUUACCAGGGGCGACGGUGUCAUCGCUAGGGGGCGGGUCUGGGGGCAGGGGUCUGGGCGGGGCUUUGGAACCGGAACUGGCAAAGAUUUUAGAAGAAGUGCGGUACAUCGCCAGGAGGUUUCGCAGUCAGGAUGAAAACGAGAGUUUGUGUAACGAAUGGAAGUUCGCGGCGGCAGUGAUCGAUAGAUUGUGUUUGAUGGCCUUCUCCUUUUUUACAAUCCUGUGCACUAUUGGGAUACUCAUGUCAGCACCUAACUUUGUGGAAGCCAUCUCCAAAGAUUUCUUCACUUGAAGUGACUUAAGAUUUUUAUAAAUGUUGUUCAAAUGCGUAGAACAGCGUGCACCUGUUAUGGGUGCUUAUGUAAGAAAAUAUUUUGAAUAUUCUUAAUGAGUUCAUGCUCAUUGUAAUGCUUUGUAAUUAUUUCACUGUGUGUGGCUAUUAAGUUACCUUAAACAUUCAAUUGGUUUUCUUAUUUCUGUGUUCACUGAAUCGACUCAAACCUCUGAUUCAGUGAUUCAUUUCAUCACAUCUCAAGUUCACACAUGUCUCAAUGACCUGAAAAUGACUGAGGUCAUGUUUUUAGUUAUAACAUUAAGUUCACAGUACAGCACAGAGGUGAAUUAUUAAGAGCAAUAUACAGUAUUUAUAAACUCUAAUAUAUGUGUAUGUUCUCUGCGUUUUGAUCAUUUAUGAGUGUUAACUAAAACUCACGGUGUGUGUGUGUGCGUGCAGUGCAGUGCAGUCUGAGAAAAUUCAAAUGUUUACAAGGUCAAUGUCUCAUAUAGUCAUACUUUUGAAAAAGUUUAAAUAGUUUAGAAUUCGUUCUAAUUUGUUUUAUUGUUUUUAAUAAUUUUCAGACAAAUUUCUUCUUACUUCCAGGUUUCAGUGAUAAAAAAAUCUUUGUUUGUUAGCGUGAUCUGAGAAUCGCACUCUUCUGGAUCCGAUUCUUGUGUGUCUGAUCAUUCAGACUCCAUCUUGUGUUGAUGUUGGGUCAUUUAGAAUUAUUUAGAGUAAAUAUGAGAUUUUCAUGUUUACAGAUUUGCUGAUUUAUAUGCUCAAACAUAGUCGCAUACACUUUAAUGGCAAAUAUUCAAUAUCUGUGUUCUUCUGGUUCUACAUGUAUGUGCUGGUCCUCUGUGCUUUGUGAACAAUGUACAGGUGUAUUUUUAUAUUAAAAGAUUCCGUUUUCUCAUCUCAAAGCAUUUUUUGGAGGGGAGGGGUUUCAAAAGCUUUAAACCUGCAUUUAUAGUUGCGUUUGUGCCGUGUCAAAUAAGUCUGUGUGUCUGUUCCAGAACUCCAAGAGGCAAACAAAAGUCACGUUCAGACAGCUGAAGGUCAAAUUCACCUGCAUUUCAUCCUAGACCUGUAUGAAUUUCCUUUUUUUUAUAGAAUUAUCGUUUAGUUUAUUUAAUCUUUAUGUUCCUCACAACUGAGCUCUGCGAUCAAAAGUCAAUUUUAUUGA
This is a messenger RNA of Triplophysa rosa, 2922 nucleotides long. Its product is annotated as neuronal acetylcholine receptor subunit alpha-7. The transcript has 10 exons. NCBI's taxonomy places the organism in Eukaryota, Metazoa, Chordata, Actinopteri, Cypriniformes, Nemacheilidae. Gene Ontology annotation, biological process: monoatomic ion transmembrane transport; nervous system process; signal transduction. Gene Ontology annotation, cellular component: synapse; postsynaptic membrane; neuron projection. Gene Ontology annotation, molecular function: transmembrane signaling receptor activity; acetylcholine-gated monoatomic cation-selective channel activity. Bases 204 to 1751 code for a protein of 515 amino acids. The record is from RefSeq and is a predicted model, not a curated record.